AUGGUUAGGGAAACGAAAUUCUACGAUACGCUCGGUGUCAAGCCUGGUGCCACAGAUGCAGAACUGAAGACCGCUUAUAAAAAAGGCGCCUUGAAGCACCAUCCAGAUAAAAAUGCCCACAACCCAGAGGCUGCGGAGAAGUUCAAAGAGCUGUCAAAAGCAUACGAAGUCUUGUCGGACUCGCAAAAGCGCCAAAUGUACGAUCAAUACGGCGAAGAAGGCCUUGAACAAGGAGGUGGCGGUGGUAUGGCCGCUGAAGACCUCUUCGCACAGUUCUUUGGUGGAGGGGGCGGUGCGUUUGGUGGUAUGUUCGGUGGGGGCAUGAGAGAGCAAGGCCCGAAAAAGGCUAGGACUAUUCACCAUGUCCACAAAGUCUCACUGGAAGAUAUCUACCGUGGGAAGACCUCCAAGCUCGCUUUACAGAAAUCAAUCAUUUGUCCAGCGUGUGACGGACGUGGUGGGAAGGAAGGCGCGGUCAAAACUUGCACAGGAUGUAACGGCGCCGGUAUGAAAACCAUGAUGCGGCAGAUGGGUCCCAUGAUCCAGCGAUUCCAGACUGUAUGCCCCGACUGCCAAGGAGAAGGUGAGAUGAUCCGCGAGAAGGACCGGUGCAAGCGUUGCAGCGGGAAAAAGACCGUCAUCGAGCGGAAGGUUCUGCAUGUGCCGGUCGAUAAAGGAGUAAAGAAUGGUCACAAGAUCGACUUCCGCGGUGAAGGCGACCAAGCUCCAGGGGUCCUAGCUGGGGAUGUGCAGUUCGAAAUUGAGCAAAAGCCCCAUCCGCGAUUCCAGAGAAAAGACGACGAUUUGUUCUUCCAAGCCGAAAUAGACCUCUUGACUGCUUUGGCUGGCGGUACAAUCUACAUUGAGCAUCUGGACGAACGGUGGUUGACAGUCGGGAUCAUUCCAGGCGAGGUUAUCAGUAAUGGAGAGAUCAAGAUGAUACGCGGACAAGGCAUGCCAUCCUAUCGACACCAUGACUUCGGCAACCUCUACAUCCAAUUCGACGUGAAGAUGCCAUCCUCCAAUUUCAACUCGGUGGAAAAAAUCCAGAUGCUUGAGUCUAUACUUCCGCCCAGGAAGGAGCAAGCUCCACCGCCCGGUGAUGCUAUGCUUGAGGAUUACAUGCUCGAAGACGUGGACGCCAGCGGUCAGAGACGCGCGCAAGGCGCCGUCAGCUUGGAUGAUGAAGACGAGGAUGGUGUCCCGCCUGGGGCUGAGAGGAUGCAAUGUGCAUCUCAAUAA
Messenger RNA from Bacidia gigantensis, 1242 nucleotides. RefSeq lists its product as uncharacterized. Gene Ontology annotation, cellular component: cytoplasm; cytosol; nucleus. The record is from RefSeq and is a predicted model, not a curated record. Lineage: Eukaryota; Fungi; Ascomycota; Lecanoromycetes; Lecanorales; Ramalinaceae. The coding region runs from base 1 to 1242 and encodes 413 amino acids. Gene Ontology annotation, biological process: protein refolding; response to heat. Gene Ontology annotation, molecular function: ATP binding; Hsp70 protein binding. The transcript has 3 exons.